Molecule: messenger RNA, 972 nt
Organism: Elgaria multicarinata webbii
Lineage: Eukaryota; Metazoa; Chordata; Lepidosauria; Squamata; Anguidae
Gene: TSTD3
Product: thiosulfate sulfurtransferase like domain containing 3
Exons: 4
Coding region: 1-576 (191 amino acids)
Source: RefSeq, a predicted model, not a curated record
AUGUGGGGUGGUUUUGCGCGGCUGGGCCGGACAGCCUUUGUUUUACUUACACAGCGGACAUCACUGCGGGCGAACGGCGGCGGGCGAGGGGCGAGCCAGUUGGCCUGGACCCGCCGGAAGAGCUUCCUUCUGAGACCGGAGUUGGCGGUAGGCGAUGGUCCUCUCUGCAGUUCAGGCUAUCUAAACCCCGAAAGAGUGAUCAUUUGCCACUUUUGCAGUUCUGAAGAUCUUAAUAUUGCUUACAAAGAAUUCAAGGACUUGCUGGAAUCAAAGGCCAUUUUGCUUAUUGAUGUUAGAGAGAAACGGGAAAUUCAAGAAUAUGGGAAAAUCCCUGGAUCCAUCAGCAUUCCAUUGCGUGAGGUUGUGGAGGCUUUACAGAUGGACCCAGAACAUUUUAAAGAAAGAUACAAUCAAGAUAUGCCUUCUAAAUCAGACCAUUUAGUCUUUUCCUGUCUGGGAGGCGUGAGAAGCAGCCAAGCUCUGGCUGCUGCAAAGUCUCUGGGUUUCCACAGAGCUCAGCAUUAUGGUGGUGGCUUCGAAGAAUGGGCAAAGUAUGAAUCUUCAGGGGGAAAAUGACUUCUGGGAUUAUUCAGCAUCCUGAAACUGUACAGGGCAAUGCCUAGCAUCCCUUAUCUUAAUGUUCUAUGCACAUUGAGAACUUUUUUAUGUCUUAAGACAGCAAGAAAUAAUUUAUGCUUGUUUCCAGUAUUUAUUCUGACUUUUCAACAUUAUGGAAAUCUUUUUCAAAGAUCCUGAAAGUUUGAAAAAUUCCCUCUUAAAUAAAGUUCUUUAACUUAAGAAGUUUGCAGUGGAUCAUUCUGCUAGUUUAACCAUAGUAAUUCUUUGUUUCUCUUAACAGUGGAAUGGAUUUUGCCUUUAAAUAUAUUAGGUUGGAAUCAGAUUUUGUCAAUCUUAAAUUGGAACCAUUGAAAUCAAUGAGACUUAAGUUAAUCAUGGCUACCUUGAGUCUAC